AUUUUUAUUAUUACAGGACAUUCUCUCUUUCUGAGUCACUCACUGCUCUUUCUGAAAAUCUUGUUUUAUUUUCUUCAAUGAAAGCUAAAAAUCCGAAACUAGACAUUUCAGUUCUUGCAUUUCUCUGAUUUCUCGGCCACUAGUUUCAAAGAAUAGGGGCUACACGUUGCAGCUGUUUGGUUGCUGAGAAAAUGCUGGGAAAGGGAAGAUAAGCAAACUUUUCAGUGUUGUUUUAUUUUUGGGUUUUGACUGAAAUAAGGAAUUUAGAUGCCUUGUGAUUCAAUAUCCACAUACACGUUGAUACGGUUUACUUUUGGUGGGAUACGAGUUUGUUCCCCAAAAUGGUUCUGGGUGUAAACGCAAAGAACAGGAAAGGUGCCUCAGUUCAGGUGGAUUAUCUAAUCCACAUCCAGGAGAUUAAGCCUUGGCCCCCAUCUCAGUCUCUGAGAUCCCUUCGAUCAGUCUUGAUUCAGUGGGAAAAUGGUAACCGUAACUCUGGGUCUACCGACACCGUUGUUCCUUCUCUUGGCUCGAUUGUUGGUGAGGGGAAAAUUGAAUUCAAUGAGUCUUUUAGAUUACCAGUGACUUUGAUAAGGGAAAUAUCUGGUAAAGGCAAGGAUGCUGAUUCAUUCCAGAAGAAUUGCUUAGAAUUCAACUUAUGUGAACCUCGAAGGGAUAAGAUCCAGUUGCUGGCAACUGCUGUAAUAGACUUGGCAGAUUAUGGUGUUGUCAAGGAGAUCAUAAGUGUAAAUGCUCCAAUGAGCAGCAACAGGAGCUUUAGGAACACGUCUCAGCCAGUUUUGUAUGUUAAAAUCCAGCCAAUUGAUAAGGGUCAUAGCAGCUCCUCAUCAAAGGACAGCCCAUUGAAAGGGGUUUCACAUGACAAGGAUGGUGGUAAGUCAGUUUCAGCAUUGAUGAAUGGAGAAUACACCGAGGAAGAUGAGAUGGCCUCUUUCACUGAUGAUGAUGUCUCCUCACAUUCAUCUCUAACCAAUGGGGUUUUGCAUCCUCAAAAUGAAGAGAAUGGAACGGAUAGAUCAACAGAAAGAAAAGGAGGGGUUAACAGAGAGCCGGCUGCUGCUUCAAAAGUGGGCAUUGAAAAACAUAGUGCAUCACAAGAAAAUCUGAAGGAGAAUUCAUCUUGCUCAUCUUCUAUAGAUUUUGAAUUGCAGUAUGGAACAGAAAGAUCAACAGAAAGAAAAGUAGGGAUUAACAGGGAGCAUGCUGUUGCUUCAAAACUGGGCAUUGAAAAACAUAUUGCAUCACAAAAAAAUCUGAAGGAGAGUUCAUCUUGCUCGUCUUCUGUAGAUUUAUCAUCUGAUUUUGGGAGCCCAGUAAAUGUUCAUGCUUCUGUGGUGAACUCUCCUAACUCUAGUUUCAUGUUGACGCCAAAAAAUGAAGUUUCCCAGAGUGUUUAUUCUUCUUCUUCAGCCUUCAAUUAUGAAAGUAAAGAGGAAGAACCCAAUAUCAACAUGUCAAACAAUAGGCGUUAUGAUUUUGUGCAGGAGGUUGAUGAAAAGGUUCCUAAUAGCUCAAUAAAAAUUGAAGGUGAUACUCACCAGAUGAGAGCUGGAAAAAAUACCCUGGAAAGGACUGUUGCCACUGAUGAUAUUUAUAAUAGUUCUAUGGAGGACAUGAAUAGUCAAGAUCUGGAAGACAAGGGUCAUUUCUCAGAGGAUGAACCAAUUGAUACAUUUUCACAAGAUGGUACUAGAAAUGAAGGCGCACUUGGGAUUGAUACACUUUCUUCAAGUGGAAGCAUUGAAAGGAAAGGAAAUAUCCUCAAAAUUGAUAGAUUAAAGCAUGUGAAAUCUGUUAGAUCAUCAUCAGACUCAUCUAGGAGUAAUCGAUUAGUGAGCAGAAACCAGCACAGUGAAGUGAGGGAAAUUGCUGCCUUGGGAGAUCUACAGAACACUGCUGGAAGCUUCAAAGUCCAUGAAAGAAAAAAUGCUAAGGUUUACCCACAAGAUACAAGAACAAUCAUUUUAAAUGGUAAAAUCCAGCAAAUGGAACACAAAAUAAAAAUGCUUGAGGGAGAGCUGAGAGAAGCUGCUGGAAUUGAGGCUGCUCUUUACUCAGUUGCUGCUGAGCAUGGAAGUUCCAUAAGUAAGGUACAUGCUCCAGCACGGCGCCUUUCUAGGCUAUAUCUUCAUGCUUGUAAAGAAAGUUCUCAACCAAGGAGAGCUAGUGCAGCUAGAAGUGCUGUUUCAGGGCUAGUUCUGGUUGCCAAGGCAUGUGGGAAUGAUGUCCCUAGGUUGACAUUUUGGCUAUCAAACUCUGUUGUGUUGAGAGCAAUUAUACACCAGGCAAUAGAUGAUGAAGAGCUAUCACUUUUUGGUAAAAAGAAUACAGAGAUGAAUGGUGGUGGAAAGGGGAACAAGAUGAUGUCAUCUUCGCUAAAGUGGAAGCUAUCAUCUCCCAGAAGAAAGGGAAAUAAUAAAGUUAUUUGUGGAGAAUUAGGUGACUGGGAGGAUCUACAUGAAUUUAUAUCUGCCCUGGAAAAAGUUGAAGCUUGGAUCUUUUCCCGAAUUGUUGAGUCUAUAUGGUGGCAGACUCUUACUCCACGGAUGCAAUCCGCCACUACAAAAGCAAUUGAUAGAUUUAUUGGUUCUGGCUCAAAGAAAAAUCUUGAAAGGAUGUCAAGUUCAGGCGAUCAAGAUCAAGGAAACUUUUCAUUAGAACUUUGGAAGAAUGCGUUCAAGGAUGCCUGUGGGAGACUUUGUCCUCUUAGAGCUGGUGGGCAUGAGUGUGGCUGUUUGCCUGUGCUGGCCAGACUGAUAAUGGAGCAAUGUAUGGCUAGAUUAGAUGUGGCAAUGUUCAAUGCCAUUCUUCGCGACUCUGCCGAUGAAAUCCCAACUGAUCCAAUGUCUGACCCUAUCAGUGAUUCAACGGUUCUUCCUAUUCCAGCUGGUAAAUCAAGCUUUGGGGCUGGAGCACAAUUGAAAAAUGCGAUUGGCAACUGGUCUAGAUGGCUGACUGACUUAUUUGGCAUGGAUGAUGACUCGCUUGAAGAGGACAAUGAUGACGAGAGACAAGACAUAUGCUUCAAAUCUUUCAAUUUCCUUAAUGCGUUGAGUGAUCUCAUGAUGCUUCCCAAGGACAUGCUCUUGAGUAGAUCCAUAAGAAAAGAGGUAUGCCCUGCAUUUGGAACUCCAUUAAUCAAGAGGGUUCUUGACAAUUUUGUCACUGAUGAAUUUUGCUCCGAUCCUAUUCCUAAUGUCGUGCUUGAAGCCCUGGAGUAUGAGGAUUCUCUUGAGGCUGGGGAGGAUUCUGUCACAAACAUACCAUAUAUUGCUGCUCCACCAUUUUAUUUGCCACCUUUGGCAUCUUCAGUUGCUGAAAUUAUUGGAGAGUCUGGAAGUCAAUCGCAGCUGAGAAGAAGUGGCUCGUUGCUCAGAAAGUCAUACACCAGUGAUGAUGAGCUUGAUGAACUGAAUUCACCUUUGGCUUCAAUUUUCCUUGAUGGCUCUCGAACUUCACCUGCGCCAACAAAGCUUAGCUUGAAAUCAAAGGAAAUGGGAAAACAAAACUCCAUUAGAUAUGAACUUCUUAGGGAAGUAUGGACGGACAGUGACUAACCAUGUAAAUUCACAGGUACAUACAAGUUGAUGAUGCUUCACCUUGACUUAUUAUAUGUUGUAUAUUUGCACUCAAAUUCUGGGAUUUUUUUGUUAAUGUACAAAAGGGGUCAUUUUCUAGUAA
This is a messenger RNA of Hevea brasiliensis (rubber tree), 3702 nucleotides long. RefSeq lists its product as uncharacterized. The record is from RefSeq and is a predicted model, not a curated record. The transcript is spliced from 10 exons. Lineage: Eukaryota; Viridiplantae; Streptophyta; Magnoliopsida; Malpighiales; Euphorbiaceae. Gene Ontology annotation, cellular component: nuclear pore. Bases 342 to 3578 code for a protein of 1078 amino acids.